ACACUCUCAAUUCUAUUAUUCUCAUCCAUUUUUUUCUUCUAAUUUUAAUAAUACACUUCCAUCUCAAUACGACACCGUCCACUCACACACCAUAAUUCUCAGUUCUCCAAACACACAUUCUCCCUUUCCAUUCCUUUCACGCUUCCUUUUUCACUUUCUAUCUUUUUAAUUCGACGUGCGUUAUUAUAAUUCAUUUUUUAUUAUUGAAUUAUUAUUAUUGUUUAUUAUUGCUAUGGCUACGAGAUUUUCGUCUUCAAUCAAAUUCACAUCUAUCGCUUCCUCAUAAGCAAUCAAUGAAGCGUCCGUUUCGGUUACGACGAUUUCCAUUUCCGAUUCCUUCCAACAUUUUUGCGAUCUAUUUCUUCACUCUUUCACGCCUUAAAAUCAGUUCAACACAAAUCGCAAAACAACAACAGAGCACUGAGAUCUCUCUUUUUUCUCGAAUCUGUUUUGUCUUGCGAGAUUUCGAGUUGAAGAAUACAUGAUCCAACCGGUUUCUGUUACGAUGAACUUCGCCGUGGCUUUUGCAUUGGUGUGUAUAAUCACGGUGGAGCCAUGGCGCGUUAACUCACAAGAACAGAGGCUUCUAGUGAACAUGACGAUCGUUAAGAACGCACGUGAUACUGGUGCUCUUUGUUUGGAUGGUAGUUUACCGGCUUAUCAUUUGCACAGAGGUUAUGGAGCAGGGGAGAAUAACUGGCUUCUACAAUUUGAGGGUGGUGGAUGGUGCAAUGACUUGCAAUCAUGCUUGGAGAGAGCACCAACUCGUAGGGGUUCAACAAAGCACAUGAACAAGUUUGCUGUUUUCUCUGGUAUUUUAAGCAAUAAUGCCACCCUUAAUCCAGACUUUUACAAUUGGAACCGGGUGAAACUGAGAUACUGUGAUGGAGCUUCAUUUACUGGAAACCGAGUGUUCAAAAAUGGGACGACAACGCUUUACUUCAAAGGGCAAAAGAUUUGGGAAGCCAUUAUUGAAGAUCUUCUGCCAAAAGGUUUAGGAAAGGCAUACAAGGCUUUGCUUUCUGGCUGCUCAGCAGGAGGUUUAGCCACUUUUCACCAUUGUGACAACUUCGCCAAGUAUUUGCCAACAAAUGCUUCUGUUAAAUGCUUGAGUGAUGCAGGUUUUUUCCUUGAUGGAAGAGAUGUCAGUUUGAAUCAUACUAUGAGAUACUUCAUCAAAAGUCUAGUUACAUUGCAGGGGGUAGAGCAGAACCUUAACGAAAACUGCACGAGUGCGCUUUCCUAUCCAGACUUGUGCUUCUUUCCACAAUAUGCAUUGAAAUAUAUAUCAACACCGUAUUUUAUCUUGAACUCUGCCUAUGAUAUAUUCCAGUUUCAUCAUAUAUUGGCGCCACCUUCAGCUGAUCCCCUCGGGCACUGGAGGCACUGCAGGGUGAACAAAUCGACAUGCACGCCAGCCCAAAUGAAUACAUUGCAAGGUUUUAGGCUCAACAUGCUAGCAGCUUUGAAACCGUUCUACUUUUAUUCGAAAAGAGGGGGAAUGUUCAUAAAUUCAUGUUUUGCUCAUUGCCAAAGUGAAUCACAAGAAACAUGGUUUGGAGACGAUUCUCCUAGAAUAAACAAAAAGACUAUUGCAGAAGCAGUUGGUGACUGGUAUUUUAGUAGAAACAGAAGCAAGCAAAUAGACCGUCCGUAUCCAUGUGAUAAUGAUAAAACUUGUCAUAACUUAAUACCAUAAUCUCAGAUAACUUGGAAGAUAAUACUGGAAAUAUGUCAACAAGCUUUCCAGUCCUCGUAUAUACAUAGUGAAUGCUAGGUAGAUAGAAAAUUCUUGAUGAAGAAAUGAAAAGAGAAAUUGUGAUUGGAUUGAUACUUUUCAAUUAAGUCAUUCAUUAUUAAUUAUAGUCAUAUUUUUACUUAAUGAAAAUCAAUUGGCUUUUGUUUGAA
This is a messenger RNA of Lathyrus oleraceus (garden pea), 1908 nucleotides long. Its product is annotated as pectin acetylesterase 9. The transcript is spliced from 13 exons. Gene Ontology annotation, molecular function: hydrolase activity. The record is from RefSeq and is a predicted model, not a curated record. Lineage: Eukaryota; Viridiplantae; Streptophyta; Magnoliopsida; Fabales; Fabaceae. The coding region runs from base 482 to 1699 and encodes 405 amino acids.